AUGCCCUUAGGCGCAACGCCAGCAGCGCCUUCCCUGCCUACUAACACGAUUAACGCACACAGGCACCAAACUGUUUACUAUAAGCGCGUCGACGCAGCGCUCGCAGGGAAUGAUCCUGCGAGCGCCCUGCGAUGGGUCGCGAGCUGGUGGGGGGGGCGCAGGCAGCGCGCGAGGUGGCGGCGGCGGCAGCGAGGCUGCAUAGGCGGCGGCGGUAAAGGCAGCAGCAGCGGCAGUAGCAGCAGCAGCAGCAGCAGAAGGAGCAGCCGAAGCUGCAGGCGCAGGCUCAGGCGCGGUUGUGGUUGUGGUUGUGGUUAUGGUCGUGGUCGUGGGUGUAGGCACGGGCGCGGCAGAGCCGCUGGCGGCACAGGCAGCAGCUUGGGCAGCAGUAGCGGCGGCGGUGCGCGUAAGGCGCUUGAAUUUGGGUUCUCUCUAUAG
Ascochyta rabiei is the source of this 435-nucleotide messenger RNA. RefSeq lists its product as uncharacterized. The coding region runs from base 1 to 435 and encodes 144 amino acids. The record is from RefSeq and is a predicted model, not a curated record. NCBI's taxonomy places the organism in Eukaryota, Fungi, Ascomycota, Dothideomycetes, Pleosporales, Didymellaceae. The transcript has a single exon.